Molecule: messenger RNA, 3653 nt
Organism: Diabrotica virgifera virgifera (western corn rootworm)
Lineage: Eukaryota; Metazoa; Arthropoda; Insecta; Coleoptera; Chrysomelidae
Product: zinc finger protein OZF-like
Exons: 2
Coding region: 945-2651 (568 amino acids)
Source: RefSeq, a predicted model, not a curated record
GUCAAACUAUAAAUCCAACGCCGUUCGACGUUGACGUUGAGUUUAUAAAUAGCCCUUAACCACAGAUUGUGAAACUGGCCGUUAACGAACUGUCUGUCAUCUGUCAUAGUUUGGUUGACCCCAAUGAACUGUCAAUACGGAUGGAAUCGGCAGGAAGACAAUUAAUGUAGCCACGAUACAAGAGAGAGGUCCUAGAGAGAGACAGACAAGGUGCUGGAAACUUUGACAGGCCGUGUAAUUUGAGUUGCCUAUAUCAACUUAAAUCGGGGAAAUAUAAAAGUAACAUAAAAACAUAAUCAAGGACUACUUCUUCACUUUAUAUAAAACAGUCACUAAUUUAGUAUUUAAAUAGUUUUAAAAUUAUUUAACUCCCAAAUACUUUAGGAAAGUAGGUAUUUGUUUUGAUAAAUACAAAUAACAAUUCUGAAAAGUAUUUAAACUGAUUUAAACACCAAGUAUGGUACUCUGUUCUCUAUUUACUCUGUAAAUACAAAAAAGUAUUUAAAUUUUGAAAUAUGUACUACCAAUCAGCCCUGAAAAUUAAAAUAUGAGGUCCAUUCAACGAACUGUCAAUACUGAUUCAAUCGGGUCCAUUUAUAUAGGCAACUCAAAUUACACGGCCUGUCAAAUUCUCCAGCACCUUGUCUGUCUCUCUUUAGAACCUCUCUCUUGUAUGUUGGUGGCAAUCUCGCUUCACUAUUUGAAUGGGACAGGGCCAUUCCAUCCGUAUUGACAGUUCAUUGGUUGACCCUGAGAUUUGUAUUUAUUUUAUGUUUUUAUCUAAAAUAUAAAAAUAAUAUAUUUAAUUUAACAAAAAUAUUAGUUUAUUGCUUCUGUUAAAUAAAGGCAUUAUUUGUGUUGUUCCUUAUAUAUAGAAUUUCAAAGUGAUUUCACUUUUUUGGUGUAACAUUAUUGAAAUACAUAAUAAAAUCAAGUGUAAUCAAAUGGAAGUAGAAGUAAAACAAGAAAUUAGUGAGGAAACGUAUAAAAUAGAGUAUAAUCCGUUGAAUGAUGCUCUUUUGGAUAGCAUUAAAUGUGAAAUUCAGGAGGAAUUCAAUAGGCAAAGUACUCAUGACACAGAGACUUUAGACUUAAAGAAAUGCCCCAUAAACACUGAAAUAGAACAACAUGGAAAUAAACUUAAUCCGUUUGAAGAAAAUAAAGAAACUGAAAAAGGUUAUCUCCAAGAUGAAAACAAAAUGGAAAUUGUGGAGAAACUCAUCGAAGAUUCAUCUUUCGAAGAAAAUGACAUGAGUCAACACUCUGAAGAAAAAACAUUAAAUACAAAUAUGAAAGUUGUGACCAGAAAAAGACCAUAUAGAUGUGAAAUUUGUUUUAAGGCGUUUUCUCGAAAACAUGUUUUGACAAUACAUAUGAGAGUACACACUGGGGUAAAACCAUACAAGUGUGAAAUUUGUUUGAAGCAGUUUAGGCAAGCAGGUCACUUGAAUUGUCAUAUCAGAUUGCACACUGGAGAAAUGCCCUACAAGUGUGAAAUUUGUUUUAAGCAAUUUAGUCAUGUAAAUUCCUCUAAAACACAUAUAAGAGUGCACACUGGGGAAAAACCUUAUAAGUGUGAAACUUGUUUAAAACAGUGUCUCACUGCAAGUGAUUUGAAAAAACAUUUGAGAACACAUACUGGAGAAAAACCAUACAAUUGUGAUAUUUGUUUUAAGCAGUUUUCUCGAAUAGAUAUUUUGAAAAAUCAUUUAAGGAUACACACUGGGGACAAUCCUCAUCAGUGUACAAUUUGCUUUAAGCAAUUUAGUCAAGCAGUUAAUUUGAAAGGACAUUUGAGAGUGCACACUGGGGAAAAACCGUAUAAGUGUGAGAUUUGUUUAAAGCAAUUUAGUCAUGCAAGUUCCUUGAAAACUCAUUCGAUAGUGCACACUGGGGAAAAACCUUACAGGUGUGAAAUUUGUCUGAAGCCGUUUAUUGCUGCAAGUGAUUUGACAAAACAUUUGAGAACUCAUACUGGUGAAAAACCUUACAAGUGUGAGAUUUGUUCUAAGCAGUUUAUUCAAAAAGUUCAAUUAACUUGUCACGUGAAAGUUCACACAGGAGAAAAACCUCACAAGUGUGAAAUUUGUUUUAAGAAAUUUAGUCAAGCAGGUCAUUUGAAAGAUCAUUUAAUGACACACACUGGAGAGAAACCUCAUAAGUGUAAAAUUUGUUUCAAACACUUUAGUCGAGCAGGUCAUUUGAAAGAGCAUUUGAGAACACACACUGGAGAAAAACCUUACAAGUGUGAAAUGUGUUUUAAUCAGUUUAGUCAUGCAAGUUAUUUGAAAACUCAUCUGAUAGUACACACUGGAAAAAAUCCUCACCAGUGUGAAAUUUGUUUAAAACAGUGCAUUAGUGCAAGUGCUUUGAAAAAACAUUUGAGAAUUCAUACUGGAGAAAAACCUUACAAGUGCGAGAUUUGUUUUAAAGAGUUUGCUCAAAAAGCUCAAUUAACUGCUCACAUAAAAGUUCACACCGGUGAAAAAUCUUACAAGUGUGAAAUUUGUUUUAAGCAAUUUAGUCAUAGAAGUUCCUUGAAAACUCACUUGAGAGUGCACACUGGGGAAAAACCUUACAAGUGUGAAAUCUGUUUUAGGCAGUUUUCUGUGAAAAGUAACUUGAAAUCACAUUUGAGAUUGCACACAUGAAAAAUUUCUUUUUACAAGAAGGCAAAACUGGAUUAAAAUGGAGACAACACCUAAAGAACAAUGUAGGUGUAGUAAUGUUAUAAUUGCAAUACAAUAAGUUACUUGGAUCAAACAUUUUUUGCUUGUGACAAAUAUGUGACACAAAGAAAUCUAAUGAAUAUUCAGCUAUUACAAGAAAACGUUUAUCCCCCGUAUAAUCUUAUACACUUAGUAGCUUUGAACAAACCGUAAAUGUUUAGGAUUCUUCUAGAUAAUGUUAAGUUGUGUAAAUUGAAACUGUAGAUUAGGUCUAGCUUUGCCACCUUGGUCAGCUUGGCCACCUUGGUCUUUUCUCCCUGGUAACAGUGCCCCUUAUCCCUACUUAGGUUGUGGUUAGUCACCCUGAACGACGCCUGAGUGCGAAAAGUUUUUUUCCGUCUCUACCCUUGAUUGUUCGAUUAGAUUCUUGGUAGUCUUGGUGUAUGGUAGGUUCAGUUGGGCGUUAAUUUUAAGAAAUAUUGAUGGAUAGCUGAGUACAACUCUUAAGGGCCAUAAAAGAAGAAAAAAUGUUAUAUUAUAAACCAGAUUUUACUUUUAUGUGCCCUUAUUCUUGAAUCGAGAGGAGAUUUUACUCCCCACUAAGCUAACUCGAUUUUCUACACCUUCAUAAUUUCUCUCAUUUUAAAAAGCUGUAUUCUUGAAUAGGGGGAGCAGAAAGCGGGGAUAGAAACUGAGAACAAUGUUGACGGGUUUUUGUUGAAAAUUUCAACCAGUCACAAAAGUUAAUUUUUGGCAAAUGACAUGAUACCAGAGAACUACGAACACAUGGAGUCAACCUGAUCUUCAUUUGUUAUUCGUUUACAUUCUUUUUCAACAAACAGUUGUAGUUGAAACGUGAUUAAAAGUUGACAAAAUUAAUCUAACUAGGAUUUUUAUUUUCAAUUCUUUAACUAACUAUAUUUAUCACAUUUUAACCUUGUUCAUUUAUAUAAUUUUAUAAUUGUAAUAAAUAAUUUAUUGAGA